Molecule: messenger RNA, 1992 nt
Organism: Rhipicephalus microplus (southern cattle tick)
Lineage: Eukaryota; Metazoa; Arthropoda; Arachnida; Ixodida; Ixodidae
Product: homeobox protein OTX2
Biological process (GO): regulation of transcription by RNA polymerase II
Cellular component (GO): nucleus
Molecular function (GO): DNA-binding transcription factor activity, RNA polymerase II-specific; RNA polymerase II cis-regulatory region sequence-specific DNA binding
Source: RefSeq, a predicted model, not a curated record
AGAAGGAAAGCAUGUUUCUCAAUACGUCCUUCCCGCCCUCAAGUCGUGCCAGUAAUGACCGACAAGCCAAUCGGCUGCCCCUGCCAUCGAGUGCGAGCAAGCUGGCGUUUCAACCGGCGGCUGCGGCAGGACCGGGGCCUUUCGGCAGCUGCCAGGCGACUGCGGGCGGCGCGGCCAUGGCUGCUGCGUACCACCACCUCAAAGGUCCCGCGGCGGCGGCCGCGUACUCCAUGAACGGCAUCGGACUGCACACCUCGGCGGGCGUCGAUCUGCUUCACCCAGGCUAUCCCGUGCACGGAGCGGUACGGCUGGACAAGUAUCGUGAGGAUUGGGAUCAACCACCGGCACUGGAUGACGUCUGGUACGGAUCGGCUGGCUGCCCGAGAGGACACGAUGCACAUGACGUCUACGAUUGGUCGUGGUAUGCGUCAGGACCAGCUCCCCGCAAGCAGCGGCGCGAACGAACAACGUUUACGCGGGCCCAGCUGGAUGUGCUCGAGGCGUUGUUCAGCAAGACCCGCUACCCUGACAUCUUCAUGCGUGAAGAGGUGGCGCUCAAGAUCAGCCUUCCGGAGUCCAGGGUUCAGGUGUGGUUCAAGAACCGUCGCGCCAAGUGCCGCCAGCAGCAGCAACAGCAGCAGAACGGCUCCGCUUCCUCCAAGCCCCGACCCAAGAAGGCCAAGAGUCCCGCGCCGUCCUCCAGCCCGACGUCGUCGAAUCGGGGCGAGUCCCCGUACAAGCCUUCGGCGCUGGUCGCCUCCUCCCCGCUGGCUAGCGCCGCCGCCUCGCCGCUCCACCAACAGGCGAGCGCCAUCUGGAGUCCCGCGGCCAUCAGUCCAGCCGUGGCCGAACUCAUGAACGUGGCCCACCAGCGGUCCCCCUACCACACGGGCUCCGCCACGUCCGCCCCUUCUCACGUCGUCCAAGGACCCUCCGUGUCCGUGGGCCAGGGCGGCCUGUCGACCGGCGUGUCUCAGCACGGGCCGCCUCACACGCUCCAGACCGGAAGUUGCUACGCCCCCGCGGGACCCUACGGGUCGCCGCACUACUACACCGGCAUGGACUACCUGAGCGGCCAGAUGCACCAGACGCCGCCGCCUCCGCCGCACGCCUCCUCCCUGCAGGGUCCGCACCCGACGUCUCACCAUCAAGACCGACCCGGGGUGUUGAGUACGCGGACGCCUCCUUCUGGCGACUGCCUGGAGUACGGCGCCUCGUCGGCGGGUGAAAAGGCGAGCGGUGCUCCAUGGAAGUUCCAGGUUCUUUGAGGGCCAACAAAAAAACAGCUGAACCCGCGGGUGUGCGAGUGUUUGUGGGGGCGGGUGGGCUCUUCUCUCGCGCGUGUUUGUUUGCCCAUCACGCUUGGAGCAGCCUGCGAGUAUGUGCGCCGCCCUCUUGUGAUACGCCCGGGACAAUCGCAUCGCUUCGCCACUUCUCCUUCGUGUGUGUGUGUGCCUGGAUGUGCGUGUGCAUGUGUGUGUGUACAUACGGAACAUUUUGUAGAGGGCUACCCGUCGUCAACAGUGACGUCGAUGCUCCCACGUACCAUACGGCGGGAACGUCUCAUCUGGACCUCGACUUGCGCUGCCUGCCACGAACACGCCACGUCAUGGGCGCGAAAAAAAAAAACGAAAUAGGAGGGGAGCGAUUGAAUCUCCGAAUGCCAUUCCCCGGCUCUCCUCCGCCCGCUUCACAAAUUACCGCCAUCAGCCACCAAGUGAAACGCAUCAGUUACCGUCAACAAGCGACGGCAUCCGACCAUCGGCGACAUCAGUAGCACAAGAAACAGCAGCAGCAGCGGCAUUAUCAUCGGCAAGUCUCCAUGGAGGUCCCCGCUCUUUUACCGCCGCCGGCCAUGUGUCAGUGCGCGCGGCAAGCAAGUGCGUCAUCUCGUAUUGCUAACGAGGAUGCUGGACGCUUGACUUUCAGCUAAACUUCUAUUUAAGCUGUAAAUAAAGAUUGAAACAAAAAAAAAACGAAUAGGAUGAAAAA